Oppia nitens is the source of this 1191-nucleotide messenger RNA. RefSeq names its product corepressor interacting with RBPJ 1-like. Gene Ontology annotation, cellular component: nucleus. Gene Ontology annotation, biological process: negative regulation of DNA-templated transcription. The transcript is spliced from 5 exons. NCBI's taxonomy places the organism in Eukaryota, Metazoa, Arthropoda, Arachnida, Sarcoptiformes, Oppiidae. Gene Ontology annotation, molecular function: electron transfer activity; transcription corepressor activity; heme binding. The record is from RefSeq and is a predicted model, not a curated record. Bases 137 to 1132 code for a protein of 331 amino acids.
UUGCUUUUAACCCUUAUUUAUAGUAACGUUGUUUAUGACUGAUUGUCAAUAGGAUUACUGUAAAGACAACAUCACAUUAACGACAAUAACAACAAUAUUGGAUCAGUUGAGUGAUCAAUGAUUAAGUGAUUAAACAAUGGGAAAGGGAUACAACAAUUUCAUGUGUAAGAAGCCCUUCCAUCCGGCUUCGAGAGACAACAUCAAAAGGGUAUGGAUGGCUGAACAAAGAGAUGCGGACAACAAGAAAAAAGAAGACGAAAUGAGAGCUCAAUACGAGAAGGAACAGGACUUAUAUAACAAUAGACUUUUAGUGAGCACUGAGAGUAAAGACAAGUUGUCAUUGAAUUUCAUGUAUGAGGCGCCCAAAGGCGCACAAAAGGAAAGACAACGAGAAGAUGACGAACCAGAGUUCAAGUUUGAGUGGCAGAGAAACGCUCCCCGAGAAAGUUUUGCCAAAAACAAUAUGGAUAUUCGUGACCAACCAUUUGGUAUUCAAGUGAGAAAUGUUCGGUGCAUUAAAUGUCACAAAUGGGGUCAUCUAAACACUGAUCGAGAGUGUCCUCUCUAUAAUCAAGGAAGCUCUCUAAUGGACGGUUCCAAUAAGGUGGCUCCGGAUGAGUUGAUGCGCGCCAUGCAAGAGGAUGGACUGGCACUUAAAAAGAAUAUCGUUGGACAACAUUUUGAUCCCAAUAAUGCCAAUCAAGUAAUGAUGGUUUCACAAGAAGAAGAUCCGGAAACCACUUUUCUUAAGACACUUUCUUACAAACAAAAAAAGAAAUUAUUGAAAAAGUUAAACAAAUUAAGCGUUGCCUCCAAUGAGGACUCAAAAUGCAAACAUAAAAAACACAAAAGUCAUACUAAGAAAAGUUCACAAAAACAUAAUKACGAGAAAUACAACAGACAUUCAUCGAAAAAGAGAUCCCAUAAAAGUGAUGAAUCUUCUGAUGACUCGUCUUCCAGACAUAAGAAACACAAAACUAACAGCAAAUCAAACACUUUAUCGACGCGUGAGGAGAGAGAAAGAUAUCACAGCAAAGAACGAUCUAAAGAUAAAGUGAGAGAUAAAAGUAGAGAUAGAAGUGAUAGAUAUGACAGACAUGAGUCGUCAUCUCAUAAAAAGUACAAAAAAUAAUUUUUGGUUAUUAUUGUAAAUUGAAUUUUAUUAAAUUUAUCGUAUAUUUCAUACUACCG